ACGGAACUUCCGGGCUCAGAGCCUGUUUCGAAUCUGAGAGGACGCAUCACUAAGCCUUCAGAUAUUCUUUCCUCGUCGUUUGGGAACGAGUUCAAAGCUAGCUUCGGCAGAUCGGACCGAAGCGGAAAUGCCUUUUCAAAAAGGAAAAUGCACUUUUGCUCAUCUCCCCCCUGUUCGAUCGUUCCUGGACGGCGACGACGAUAAAAGUCUGCAACAGAAAGUAAGAUGCGUUACAGUUUCUGUGGAUGUGUCCAGCCUCUUAAACAUAUCAAGGAAGUCUGACACUAUAAAUGUAAUGAUCGCGCCAUCAUGUACUCAUCGCACAACAUCUGACACAGACUCCCUAUAAUUGCAGUCCUUUAUCUCUCAGCUGGUCUUUCAAGGUUACACUCCAAAAUGUCGUCAAGUUCAGCUUCAGGAAACUUCUCCUCAAUACCAAUUCUCGACUAUUCCCUAUCUGCCUCUCCGAAUACCAGACCGCAACUUAUCUCCGAGCUUCGCAACGCCGCUAUCAACGUAGGAUUUCUCUACCUAUCAAACACGACUGUGGACCCUAUUCUUGUCAAAGAACUCGUCUCGUACCUUCCUCGACUAUUUGCUCUCCCUCAAGAAGCUAAGGAAAAGAUCCGAAUGCGCAACUCGCCCCAUUUCCUGGGAUAUUCUCAAUUCGGUGCGGAGUACACUAAAGGAAACGUGGAUAUGAGGGAACAGUUUGAUAUUGCCACGCCCCAUGAGUGUCAAUGGAAGCCUGGAGAUCCAGAUUACAAGCGUUUGUGGGGACCGUCUCAGUGGCCGGACGAGGACCUGAUUCCUGGGUUCAAAGCGACCCUGGAGAGAUACCUCCAGCAGGUGCAAGAGUUGGCAGACAAUUUCGUCAAGGUUCUAGCUGAGGCGCUUGGGCUCGGCCCAGAUGGGUUGGCGCGGUUUUACGACGCACCUGAGCUUAUGCAGCAUCGGAGCAAGAUGGUGCAGUAUCCGGUGGUGAACGAGCGGUCGCCGUCGAACCAGGGCGUAGGGCCGCAUUAUGAUGCAGGCUUUUUAACUAUACUACUACAAGCAUCGGAUCAUCCGGGAUUACAGGUACAAAAUCUGGCGGGAGAGUGGAUCGAUGCUUCCCCGGUACCGGGAACUUUUGUGAUUCUAUUCUAUGUAGCAUUGGAAUUCGCCACCCAAGGCAUUGCGCGCGCCACAUCCCACAGGGUCCUCUCACCUCCUUUAGGAUCGACGAGCCCUAGAUAUUCUAUACCUUUCUUCCAUAAUAUUGGGCUAGACGUCAAAGUGACCGAUCCUGCAUAUAUUUUGAAUUUCCCAGAGGAGAUCUUAAAAUUACGCGAUGCGAGGGGAAAGCUACCCGACACUGAUUCCGUGAACUUCCCUGAGUUUUCUACGCAGACUUCUGGGCAUGUUAACCUUGUGGGCAGAGUGAAGAGCCAUCCUGAUGUCGGAGAACGACACUACCCUACGCUUUUCAAGCAGAUAUUUCCCAAUGGUCUGCCAACACAUGGGACGGCCUACUGA
This is a messenger RNA of Desarmillaria tabescens, 1518 nucleotides long. RefSeq lists its product as uncharacterized. NCBI's taxonomy places the organism in Eukaryota, Fungi, Basidiomycota, Agaricomycetes, Agaricales, Physalacriaceae. The transcript is spliced from 7 exons. The record is from RefSeq and is a predicted model, not a curated record. The coding region runs from base 397 to 1518 and encodes 373 amino acids.